This is a messenger RNA of Carcharodon carcharias (great white shark), 2463 nucleotides long. RefSeq names its product phosphodiesterase 10A (gene pde10a). The transcript has 22 exons. The record is from RefSeq and is a predicted model, not a curated record. The coding region runs from base 1 to 2433 and encodes 810 amino acids. Lineage: Eukaryota; Metazoa; Chordata; Chondrichthyes; Lamniformes; Lamnidae. Gene Ontology annotation, biological process: signal transduction; negative regulation of receptor guanylyl cyclase signaling pathway. Gene Ontology annotation, molecular function: 3',5'-cGMP-stimulated cyclic-nucleotide phosphodiesterase activity; protein binding.
AUGAAGAGAAGGAAGGGCAGGAACCUGAAUUGGGGAAAUGAGAGUCUGCUUCCAUGUGAGGAUGCCCUCAAAGAAGUACAAUGUGGAAGACGUGUCUGUGCCACACUGAUAGCCACACGAUUUCAGGAUGAUUAUGGUCUGACAGAUGAAAAAGUAAAGUCGUACUUAUCCCUUCAUUCAAAUGUACUCGAUGAAUUUGUGGCAGAAAAUGUUAAUAUUGAAACAGUGGAGAGAUGGCUGCUGAAAAAACAGAGCAGACAAGACGGUAAAGCCAAUUUUCAGAACAUUAAUAGGUACCUGAACCCUAACAUGCAAGCAGUGGUCUAUGAAUUAAACUCCCAUGUAGAACAGCGGAUGGACCCUGGCAGUGACAACAGACUACUUUUGUUUGAAUUGUGUAACAUCAUAAAAACAGCUACCACUGCUGACGAAUUUUCAUUAUAUUUUGUGGGAGACUGCAGCAACUCAUUGUGCUUGUUUACACCAAUGGGAUUUAAAGACCAACAACAGAGGCCUGUUCCUGCUGAACCAUAUGGCCUUACGAUAGCAUCAUAUGUAGCUAAGUUCAGGAAAACGCUGUUAGUACCAGACCUUUUUGAGGAUAAUCGAUUCCCCAAAGGAACAUGGUUGAGCUCAGCGACUUCUAUUCAAUCUGUCCUCUGCUUACCAAUGGUCACCGCCAGUAACGACUUGAUAGGUGUUUUGGAGUUGCGUCGACAACGUGGCAGAAAUCCUUUUGACAGUGAGCAACAGCAGAUUGCUACUGCAAAUUUAGCAUGGGCAUUGGUGGCAUUACAUCAAGUUCAGAUUUCCAAAGGUCUCACCAAGCAGAGUGAAAUGAAUGAUUUUCUGCUGGAUGUAUCCAAAACCUAUUUUGAUAAUAUUCUGGCAAUAGAUUCCCUACUUGAACACAUUAUGAUAAAUGCAAAAAAUUUGGUGAAUGCAGAUCGCUGUGCAUUCUUUCAGGUUGACCACACCAAACAGGAGUUGUAUUCAGACUUGUUUGACAUCGGUGAAGAGAAGGAAGGAAAACCAGUCUUUAAGAAAACCAAAGAGAUUAGGUUUUCUAUUGACAAAGGAAUUGCUGGGCAGGUAGCACGAACAGGAGAAGUUCUUAAUAUUCCUGAUGCCUAUGCAGAUCCACGUUUUAACAGAGAAGUAGACCUGUACACGGGGUACACCACACGAAACAUCCUGUGCAUGCCUAUUGUCAGCCGAGGAGUUGUCAUUGGUGUUGUGCAAAUGGUGAACAAAAUGAGCGGAAAUGCCUUUACUGAAGCUGACGAAAACAACUUUAAAAUGUUUGCUGUCUUCUGUGCUUUGGCCUUACACUGUGCAAAUAUGUACCACAGAAUACAACAGUCAGAGUGUAUUUAUCGGGUCACAAUGGAGAAGUUGGCUUAUCAUAGCAUUUGCACGACUGAUGAAUGGCAGGGCCUUAUGAGAUCUACACUUCCCAAAUCCCUUUGCAAAGAACUUGAACAGUUCCACUUUGAUAUCAGCCCCUAUGAAGACCACUGGCCAACUUUUUUUGUCUAUAUGGUUCACAACAGCUGCGGAAAGACCAGCUUUGAUCUGGAGAAACUGUGUCGCUUCACUAUGUCAGUAAAGAAAAACUACCGUCGUGUGCCCUACCACAACUGGAAACAUGCGAUCACUGUGGCACAUUGCAUGUAUAAUAUUCUGCAAAAAGUUCAGGGAACAUUCUCACAGCUGGAGCGGAAAGGUCUUCUGGUGGCUUGCUUGUGUCAUGACCUAGAUCACAGAGGUUACACUAACAGCUAUCUACAUAAGUUUGACCACCCACUGGCUGCCUUGUACUCCACCUCCACAAUGGAGCAGCAUCACUUCUCCCAGACAGUUGCUAUUUUACAGUUGGAAGGGCAUAAUAUUUUCUCCAACCUGAGCUCUGAUGAUUAUGAACAGUUAUUAGAGAUUAUUCGGAAAGCCAUCAUUGCCACUGAUCUCGCACUAUAUUUUGGAAACAGAAAACAGUUAGCCGACCUGCUAGAGGCAGGAGCGUUGGACAUCAACAAUCAAACACACAGAGACAGGAUGAUUGGUCUAAUGAUGACAGCUUGUGAUCUCUGCUCCGUCACCAAGUUUUGGCCAGUUUGCAAGGCAACAACCAAUGAUAUUUAUUCUGAAUUCUGGGGAGAGGGUGACGACAUGAAAAAAAUGGGAAUGCAACCCAUUCCUAUGAUGGACAGGGAGAAAAAUGAGGAAAUCCCCAGUGGCCAGGUUGUUUUCUUCAACAGCGUAGCCUUGCCUUGUUAUCGUACACUUGCAGAAAUCUUCCCAACAACCAGUCAACUGCUAAAAUCUUGCAGGGAAAAUCUCGCUCAGUGGGAGAAGAUAGCACGAACAAGUGAAACCUCAGAUCAGGGCCAGGCAGCUCCCUCAAAGAACGUUCCUGUAAAAAUUGAGAAUUGAUGGAACUGGUGCUCUAUAAUGAAUGCUCCA